UCUCUCCCUCCCUCUCCUGCACUCGCUCGCUCUUUCUCUCCUCCCUGUCCUUGGGAGAGUUCCCUGGCAGUGCUCGUCUGCUGUCGGGGGAUCUGGGAGCCAGGCUUGUCGACCGCGCCAUCUCCGGGAUACAGAGCAGAGGCAGGGGACCGUCAUGCCACCCCACCACAUCGCCUAAGCGCUUCCGUGGCACGGCCGUGCUUUUACGAGCCCACUGCACCAUGUCUGCCUCACAGCCUGGGGAGAAUGAAAAUGUGUUCGAUUUUAACGAAGCUGUUCCUGAGACUGAGCUCCUUGAUAGCAGUCUGCAAAAGGCGCGAGCCCAGCUGUCUGUCAAGACAAGGAGACACCGGCCCUCCCGCUCACGGCUCCGGGACAGUGUCAGCUCUACGGAAGGGGAUGAGAGUCUGGAAAGAAAGUCACUCGACAGUUACAGUAGCCCGCUGCACGGCGUACGCUCUCCACUCCACUCAGCGCUGCGGGGGUCUUCGCCCUCCCCUGACUCCCUGCUCUCCUCUUCCUCGCCCAUCCUGAGGAGCCCUGCCUUUAUCUUCGAUGCCUCCCUCGUUCGCCGCGCUCCAGAAGAGGAGGAAGAGGUGGCCCCGCCCGCACCCUGCAGCCGCUACAGACAGCUCAGCAAUGCCUCUUCCCAGGAGGCCCUGUGCUCACCGCCCAAUGGCUCGCCCUCAAAGUCCUGCCCAAGCUCCUACAGCUCGCCGAUGUACAUCCGCCGGGAGCACCGCACGGAAAGCGAAGAUGACUGCCAUGACAGAAGCCCAGGAGAGUCAAGCAACCCCACAGUUAUCCUGGACAAGAAGACCAAGAGGAGAUUCCUGGAUUUGGGGGUAACGUUACGACGCUCCUAUGGAAAAGUCAGAAAGGAAAAAUCCAAUAGGCUGUCAGUAGGAAAUCGGGAGCCCUCGGAGAGCCCGUCCCGGUCCUCAGGGCCGCCAUUCGUGCCUUUCUCCUGGUUCACCGACAGCACCAGAGCCUCUGCCACCUGCGGCACCCCCUCCUUCUCCCUCAAGGCUGCCUCUCAGAGCUGCAGUCCCCGAAAGUCCAACUCCCAGGAGUCUGCCUUCAGUGAUGAGGUAUGCCCGCGGAGUCCCCGUGUAUCCAGCAGGUCGGUAGCAGAGUCCCGGUCCUCCCACCCCUAUACGACCCUCUCCCAGUCUUCGGAUGAGCUCCUGGAUGAGCCCCUGUGCUUGGUGUCAGCGUGGACUACCCAGCAGGUGUGUCAGUGGCUCAAAGGCUUGAACAUGGAGCAGUAUAUCCCAGAAUUCACUGCCAGAGACAUAGAUGGGGAGCAGCUGCUGCAGAUGGAUGGGAGUAAACUGAAGGGGCUGGGGGUGAGCAGCUCUUCAGACCGCAGUGCACUGAAGCGCCGCCUCAAAGACAUGCACGCCGCUGCGGAGAAGGAGCGCAAGGCCCUGGACAAACUGGAGAAACAGAAGGAGAAGCAACGCAAGAAGGACCAGGACCAGCACAAGAGCUAGAGGCCACCAGGGGGAGCAUGUGCAAGCACUUGCUCACACAGACACUCUCACACACACACACACACACACAAACACACACAACUUUAUGUCAGGUCUUACAAAUUCAAAAUAUAAAGCAUAACACAAAGACAUCCAAACGAAACAAUAUAUUUCACAAACCCUUUGUUUGUUCUUUUAUUCAUUUCUUCAGUUAGCGCUGGUCUCAAACCAUCGUGUUUCUUUCCUCACUAAAACAUAAAAGAGAAAGCCAUGAGCUGUCAGAAGGAAGGAAGCUGUUGCCUCUGGCAGUUCGAAGUUUAAGUGUGGUUUUCCUACUUAUGUCAUCCUUGGUGUGAGUUAUCAUUGCAUAGAAGAAACUACGUUAACACUUCCUCUGAAACUAGGCAAAACCAGUAUACCAUGACCACCACUACUACCAGUCCUGAACUGUGGUUUAGAUUUCUGCCUUUUACAAAAACGUAAUGUAAGGAAUUCAUUUUAAAUAUCUCAAAAUACAUAAUGCAAUGCCGCUUUCACAUGCAUUUUUGAAUGCAUGUAAGUAAAAGUAUGUUGAAGUCACAUUCAACCAGUUACAGUAUACAUGGAAUGCAUGGAUGAAAGCGGAAAUAACUGUUGCCACCAUCUGCAAUGAAUAUUUUGACAUAUUUAAAAAUAUCUUCCUUAUGUUUUGACUUUUCUGCUUUUACCACAUAACGAUACAACAACAUUAAUGACAUUUGAGAUAUACUGUUCAUGAGAUAUGCUAGGGUGAAAGGUCCUAAAGUAAAUGGCUCAUAGUGUGUAGUUGUUUCUAUUUGCUUUGUCGUUGCUUUUAUUUCAUUUUGAAGUACAUUAUUGCAAGGGCAAAAACAAUGCAUGUUAAUGCACACACUAAUCUUGAUAUCAAAUGGGCCAAUUUUUUCCUUAUUCAUGAAAGGCAGCAGUGGCUGGCAACACAAAUAUGAAGGCCCACUGCAGUACUCAUUGCCAGUACUGUGUUGGUUCCCAAACAUAUACCUCAAGUAUACAUUGCUGGCAUCCUAAUGCAGUGCUAUGGCUCCUUUCACCUUCACAGUCUAUGGAAGAAUGACAGCACUCCCAUUUGGCAGGAUAACAUUGUUAUGUCUUAUUGUUAUCUCUCAGUUCAUAAGACCACAGCUCCACAGAUUGUUAUAAGUAUUUCUCCAGGCAUUCAAAAUGAAGUAAAGGUGUACAAUUUGUUGUCCCAGUCAAUAAUGAAAAUUAAUUCAGAUGGCAGCAAAGACAAAACUAUUCUACAUCCUAGCAAAUGCUUAACAUUUUGGAGCAUCAUCAUGAGAAAGUGUGUGUGUAAGGGGCUGCAACGUCUUAUUUAUUUUGAACAGGUCUGGUAGGGCCUCAAUUCAGAAAGUCUCUAAUCAAACAGAAAUUAGUGCCAUGAUUAAAGCAGAUUAAUGGUCAAAAAAAGUUUAAAUAUAAUGAUACAGUGACCACUCAGUAAUCUAAAAAGUUACAGACCACAACUGGGCACACCCGCUCAAUGCAUUUCAUUUAGAAAUGCUACACUCCCAUCCCAAAACACAUUAAACCAUUCUUGCUUUUGUGGUCUGCAGGCUCUGAUAUGAACAAACACCAGUUCCUCAGUUUAUCCAAGUCUUGUGUUGUCUGUUGCAUCUGUUUAAUCUGUAAAUCUGUCCUUAAAGUUUGGCAGCUCAUUAAAAUCCCAAU
Messenger RNA from Megalops cyprinoides (Indo-Pacific tarpon), 3182 nucleotides. RefSeq names its product sterile alpha motif domain-containing protein 14-like. Gene Ontology annotation, biological process: neuron projection development; actin filament organization; calcium-mediated signaling. The transcript has 10 exons. The record is from RefSeq and is a predicted model, not a curated record. Gene Ontology annotation, cellular component: postsynaptic density; cytoplasm; actin cytoskeleton. Lineage: Eukaryota; Metazoa; Chordata; Actinopteri; Elopiformes; Megalopidae. The coding region runs from base 222 to 1496 and encodes 424 amino acids. Gene Ontology annotation, molecular function: actin filament binding.